UUUUAGGGCCUGGGACUGAUUCGGAGGUUUUAACUCUUCAUGCCCAACAAUACGCUAAAAGAAGUUCAUUGCAAUCCUUCUUGCCAUCUUCUUUUUCUCUUUCUUCUUCUUCAACAAGACUCCGACUCCUGACAGAAGAAGAAGAAUAAAAACACGUUCCUGCCAUAUCAAAAGUCUUCUUGCCGAAAUGCCGACGAUCAAGGUACGAUCAGCCGGAAUUGAUGAUGUGAAUGAAUGCGCUCAGAUCGUUGUAGAAGCAUAUUCUACGUUGGAAUCGAAUGACUUAAUGUUUCCAAAUGAGAGUAAAAGUAGGAACAAGUUAAUUCAAGGUCGAAUCGAUCAAUUCACACCGCAUUUACUGCAAGAGCCAUCAGAUCCUCAUCAUGUGACCCAAUACCGUGUGGCCUGCUUUGAAGAGGAAAGCGGUGCUGAACGAACAGCAGCUCUAUUACGAUGGAGUAUAAGUACGGUAGAAGAUUCCGUAUCAAACGACUCUGAUACGAUUGUUGAUGCUGCAGUGGCUGAUAAAUUAGCACUUCUUGGACCAGAGUAUGUGAACGUGGAUAUCUUUCGAGCCUUUCGUCUUGCAAGAGAACAAAAGCAUAUUCAAUGGUUUCAAGGAAAAGGACAGCAUAUAUUCAUCCAUACUCUUGCCGUUUCACCAAAUUGUCAAAGGAUGGGAUGUGGGGCAGCAUUGAUGAAAUGUAUGACAAAAGAGGCGGAUGAAUUGGGAUUGAUGUGUUAUUUGGAGGCAUCAGAUGAAGGUAAGCCUUUAUAUUUGAAAAAUGGAUUCGAAGAGGUUGAAAAGAUGUUUGUACAAUCACCAACAGAUGGUCAGAGUUUUACUCUAACAUUGAUGAUUCGACCUGCCAAGAAGCAAUGAUUGUAUAAUAGUAGAUUAACAAAUAGGAAAUGUCGGAUUGAUCAGCUUUCCGAUCGGAAAUUGAUAUCGGAUGUAUGCUUGAUGAUCAGGGAGCAAAUGCCACAACUGCCAUGACUCGGAUAUCAGG
Molecule: messenger RNA, 1010 nt
Organism: Meira miltonrushii
Lineage: Eukaryota; Fungi; Basidiomycota; Exobasidiomycetes; Exobasidiales; Brachybasidiaceae
Exons: 1
Coding region: 188-883 (231 amino acids)
Molecular function (GO): acyltransferase activity, transferring groups other than amino-acyl groups
Source: RefSeq, a predicted model, not a curated record